Molecule: messenger RNA, 970 nt
Organism: Lolium rigidum
Lineage: Eukaryota; Viridiplantae; Streptophyta; Magnoliopsida; Poales; Poaceae
Product: RING-H2 finger protein ATL66-like
Exons: 1
Coding region: 96-599 (167 amino acids)
Source: RefSeq, a predicted model, not a curated record
AUACGAUCAACCAGAGGAAGCAACUGAAGCUUCCUGCCCUCGCGCCUCCUGCUGCUGCUGCCGAGGAGGAGGCUCUGAUCCAUAGGCGCGCGCGCAUGGCGGCGCAGGAGGCGUCGCAGCCCAUCCGGUGGCGCUACGGCGGCGACGUGGAGGACGGCAACUUCUCCGUGCGCGGCGUGCCGGUGCUCGUGGCGCUCGUCGCCAUCCUCGUCUGCUUCGUCUGCGUCUGCCUCUACCUCCGCUGGGCGUGCCGCCGCUACAGCCCCGACCCGACACUUCCCUCCUACUCCUCCUCCUCGUCGGCGACCGGUGGUGCCCUCUCGAGGGUCGGCCUCGACGCUGCCGCGGUGGCCAGCUUGCCCGUGACGCUGUACCGUCGUCCCCCGGACGGCGAGGGCGCUGACGCGGCGCAGUGCCCGAUCUGCCUGGGCGAGUUCGAGGAGGGCGAGGAGGUGAAGGCGCUGCCGCCGUGCGGGCACCGCUUCCACCCGGACUGCGUCGACGCGUGGCUGCGGUCGCAGCCCACCUGCCCGCUGUGCCGGGGCGAGCUUCUUGCAGACACCACCAACAAAACUGACGCCGGGAGCGAGGCUGUCUGAUUGAUCAUCAUCUAGGAAAGGAACUGCGCAACAGUGCGACUGAUUUUGGAGCCCCCGCUUCGGGAUGGACCUGUCUGCCAUGCCGGGAAGCGGCCGUGCGCAUUCGCCUGAGCCGCCGGUGUUCAGUUCAGUUCAGUUCAGUUCAGGCUAUGGUGGCGUUUUCCUUGUUGAGUUUUUACAUCGAUUAGCAACAUGUAACAGAGACAAUUUUGCACCUUUUUUUCUCUUGAGAAAACAAAUUUUGCAUCUUUUGAUGACCGUUUGCAGCACCUGGGGCACCUUUCGCCCCUUUUUCCAAUGUGGGUUGAAGGACUAGGGAUGACUUUCCAAUGUGGGUUAAACAAAUGCCAAUAUAGAGCACUUGAACCUCA